Molecule: messenger RNA, 6322 nt
Organism: Tilletiopsis washingtonensis
Lineage: Eukaryota; Fungi; Basidiomycota; Exobasidiomycetes; Entylomatales
Exons: 2
Coding region: 233-6109 (1958 amino acids)
Biological process (GO): regulation of ARF protein signal transduction
Molecular function (GO): guanyl-nucleotide exchange factor activity
Source: RefSeq, a predicted model, not a curated record
GCCCCUCUCCUGCACCCUCGUGCGCUGCGCACCUCUCCCACCCCGAGCCACCUCUGCGGCGCCGUCUCUCUGCGUGUCCCACUCUCCGCGCCGCCCCUGCUCGCCUUGACGCCCUUCCUCCUCCUCACGGCCCCGACAGCUGCCGGCCGCUCCAUGGGCGCUCGCGCAUCCGUGCACCUCUGAUCUCGCCUGCACACACACACGCUCCGGCUCGCGCGCCGCGGGCACUCUGAUGCAGGCCAUGGCGGCCGCCGUGUCGCCAGCGCCGCAGCCCGAGGCCGGCAGCAGCAGCGGCGCCUCGGGCCUGGCGCGCGCCAACUCGCGCUCCGACGCCAUCGCCCGUCUGCGCCGUGCCGCCAGCCAGCGCGAGGCAAGGCGCGGCGGCGCAGGCGUAGAGUCGCCGCCGUCGGGCGAUGGGCACGGCGCUGCCAGCCAGACGGCGUCGCCCGCGCAUGCAUUCGCGCCGCAGCAGCUCAGCGACGAGCCGGACGACGCGAUGGCGAGCGCAGAGCCCGGCACCUCGGCGCUGCCACUGCAGACGUCACGCAGUGCGGUUGCCGGCGGGCUCGCGCUGCUGUCCAGGAGGCCAGGCGCCGCAGCCGGUCCUGAGUCGCCCAGCCUGGCGCCCGACGCGCAGAGCAGCUCGGCAGAUGCUGCGCCCUCCUCGCUGCGCCCACCGUCGCCGCGGCACGACCCGCCCAGUCCGGGCCUCUCCUCUGGCGGGCACGGCUCGCACCUCAAUCGCUCCGCCUCGUCGCGCUCUCCUCUGCCGUCGCUGUCGCAGCUGCGCGCUCGCAUCCUGCACGAGCGUGCCGCGCUUGGACUCGAGCGCUCCGCCUCGUCUGGCGCUGCAUCUGCUGCGGCGCGAGCGUACGCGCUCGAGAAGCUGCUGGGCGCCAGUGCGCGAGAAGGCGCCGUCUCGCCGGCGUCUGAUGGCGAGGACGAGGCGCCGCCUCCCACCGACAUCCUCGAGCGCCGCUCGCGGCGCUACUCGCGGCGGCCAGACCCCGAGACGCGACUGCUGGGCCCGCACGAAGAGCGAGGCGCACUGCGGCGCAGUCGUUCGUUCUCUCACAUCACUGUCGUCGCCGAGCGGCAGCGGCGCGAACACUUCCUGGCGGAAGAGGAGGUGCAGGAAGAGACGGACGCAGCCGAGACUACCGCGGCACCGUCGCCGGACCCCAAGCGGCAUAGCACGAUGCGCCGGAGCUCGCGGCGCUUUGCGUUGGGGCCCGCACGCUCUGCCACGGGCAGCUCUGCCGGUAUGUCCUCGCCGAUACGCAAUGGCCGCGAAGAGACGGCCGCAGUGGAGCCCGUCCCUGCUCCAGAUCCUGUGCCUGCUGCCGAGCCAGCACCGGCAGCGUCGCUGCAGCGCAAGCCCAGUGCCCGCGAGGUGGCACGCACGCAGAUGAUGCGGAAGCUGUCGGGACGCAGGGCUCCAAAUGGGAGCCAGGCUGCUGCCGAGCCAGCAUCCACCAGCAGUGCGGCGCCAGCGGCUGAAGCGCCAGUGCCGCCGCUGCCGCUGGCAGUUGAGCCGGCCGUCACAGCCAAGGCCGAGAGCGUGAGCUCUCCUGUCGCGCAGACGGUAGCCCUGCCAUCAAAGUCCGCCGAGCCCGAGACUCCAACUUCGGCCGGUCUCGCUCCGGUGAUGCUCGCCGCGUCCUCGAGCGGCGGCCUGCUCGUGCCGCCCACGCCCACUCGCUCGGGUGGGCGGUCGCCACGGACACGCCUCGGCAGCCACGCCUCCACCGCGGCAACUUCGUAUGCGCCCAGCAUCUCUGGCGCAUCUGCCAUACACGCCGGCGAGCGUGACCGAGCCUCACAACUCGACCUCGAGGAAGGUGGCGAUGCGUUCGAUCUCGAACAGGAGGAUGCGCGCAGCGUCGGCAGCGGCUGGGGCGGCGACCGCCCGCAGCAGCCGAGCUACGACGAUGAGGAGGAGGAGGACCACCUCGGCGAGGUGCUCCAGCACUACUACGGGCCCGAUGACGACGCGGCAGAGGCGGAGCGCUCGCCGCAGCCACAGCGCUCGCCACAGCCUCAACGCUCGCCGCAGCCGCACCGUGCGCUUGCGCAGGUGCCCGAGACGCCCAAUGCGCGCAGCUCGAUGGUCACGUCUGUGUGGGACAGUCCUGUGGCGAUGCUGGGCGGAUCGAAGAGCGCCAGCAUUCCGCUCGCCCUCAGUGCCGGGCACAACGGCAAGACGACGUUCGGCUCACACGAGACACCAGAGACUCCGGAGACGACUCGCGACGGCGCGGUGGGCAGCGGCUGGGUGCGCAGAGAGCUUUGGCCGGUCAGCGUCACGAGUGUGGCUACCACAACGCGGGACAGCGUCCAAGUCGAUGAGGCACGCGAUGAGCACGAUGCAGAGGACGAGGCGCGUCAGGCGACGCAAGAGCUGCAGGCCAUUGAAGACGCCUCGUCCCUCUCGCCCACCUCGCACCUGCGCUCACCGCCGACGCGGAGCCCGCUGGAGCUCGGCUCCCUCCUGACCUCGAGCUUCGUGCAGGAGUUUGGCCACCCGCUCGACUACGCCGGCUCCUCAUCGCAGUCUGCCUCGACUCUGGGCCCGGCGCUCAUGCCGCCGGAGCGCAGCAGCUCGCUCGCGGCGUCGAGAGACAGCAUGCGCUCGCGCUCGAGCGGCACUGCGUUGCCUGGACUUGGCGUCAGCGCGGCCGCAGAAGAGGCGACGCCUGCAUCUGCGCCUGCAUCGCUGGCGCGCAGACCGUCGGGCGGCGGCCUCGAGCGAGUGAUGCAGUGGGCCGGCAGCGUGGCUGAGGUGGUAGAGGGCGAACAGGCCGUGCCCAGCGGCAUGCCAGAGCACUCGCCGCUGCCCGCGCCGCCCCACUCGCUGCAUGCCAUGUCUCCUUCGGGCGGCUCGCAGCGAAGCCUGUCCAGCGACAGCCAUGCGCCCUCGUCCUUCCGCCCGACGCACACGUCGCGCAACGCUUCGACGUCUUCAUCGAUUCUCUCCGCCCCGCCGCCGCAGGCGCGGCCGACCCGCGCCAAUGUCUACCACCCGCCAGCCGCUUCCUCGGCUGAGCUCGCGACGCUGUACACGAACAACAAGCUGACGCCCUUCCCGGGUCUGUUUGGAAGCGCUGGACCGGAGAGCAGUGCCUCGCACGCUUCUCACACUUCGCACUUCUCCCACGUCUCGCGCCCCUCGACCGACGCCGCCGACUCGACCAUUCCGCCGCCGCUCGGCCUCGCAGCGGCUCGCGCUGGUGCCGGCAAGCCGAUCGUGCCGAUGCACAUCAGCGCGAGCCCCAUCACGCCGGUCGCCGUGCUGGCAUUCCAGCCAGACGACACACUGUCACCGGCGCCGAGCAGCUUGCUCGAGGAGCGCACAAUGAUUGCGUCUACCGCGACGGCAGCGGUUGGCAAGCCCAAGCUCGUUGGGCCGGGCUUCUUCUCGUCGCUUCGACGCAAGGCGUCCGGCGCUGUGCGUGGCUCGCCUGAUCCUGCAUCUGCCUCGAGCUCGCCUUCGCAUCCGUCGGGGCGCGACAGCCCUGCAUUCGCCUCGAAGCGCGGCUUCUUCGACCUGCAUCGUCGAGGCGCUUCCAAGGAUGCUGGCAGCCCCAGCAGCGCCGAGCUCAGCCCAGUGCGGCGACAGACAUCGCUAGCACGCAAGCCCAUCCCUGACAUUCAGCGGGGCGACGACGUGCCGGUGCAGGUCAUUACGCGCGCGACGCCCGAGAAGCCCGCGCCGCCGUCUGCCUGGUCGCGCAAUGCGGCACUGGACGCAGAGGGCUUGCACCGCAACGCGUCGAUGUCGUCAAUGGUCGGCUCUCGUGCGCCGUCUCGACAGGGCGCGUCCAUCGACGUCGAGCAGACGAGCUCGCUUGGCCAUGGCAGCCCCGACGUUGGGCAGCUGACGGUGGGCUCGGUCGACACUGGCCUCGCGGUGCCGUCUCCACGUGACGCUGCAGACGCCGCAGCGACGACGUCCAGCCUUGCGCCUGCCGCCGCCGCGAUGCUGCAUCGGUACAGCCACAUCUUCACGUCGCCCGUGGUGCUCGACACGAACAUCCCGGCCGUGCCGGAGCUGAGCGCCGAGCAGAUCCAGCGUCCGCCGCGAGAGCUCCUGCAUGCGUCGCCGGUGCUCCAGGUCGUGACGAACAACACGGUCAAGGACCGCUUCCUCCUGCUCUUCUCCGACAUCCUCGUCAUUGCCAAGGCCAACGCGCCGCCUGUCUCGCCCUCGAACGGCGCGUCUUCGACGCAGCUGCCGACGCUGGAGUGGAUUUUCGAUGUCAAGAAUGUCAUUGAGCUGCACGGCGCCAAGGUCACGGUCGCCUCCGACCGACGCACCCCGCCGAAGCCUCACCCGCUCAUGGCUGCCUUCGUCGAGCAGUUCCGCUCGGACCCGGAGGCGGCGCUGGACAGUAUCGUCACCCAGUCGAGCCUGCCACGAGACGCGGCUACGCUUGCGCGACUGCUUCACCAGACGCCCGACCUGGACCGCGAGCAGCUUACGCGCUACCUCUGCCGAAGCGAUCGCGAGCGUCGGGCGGUGAUGCAGGCGUACCUAGGCCUGCAGCGCUACGCGGGCGUGUCGAUCGAGUCGGCGCUGCGCUCGCUGCUGCUGCAGCUCCGCUUCCCUGCGGACGCCGAGGAGUUCGAGGCGCUGCUGGUGUCGUUCUCGCGCAAGUGGACCGAGGCGAACCGCGGCCUGAUUAAGGAGCAGUUCAGCACCGAGCUGGCGACGAACCUCGUGCUCGCCAUCAUGGCGCUCAACGAUGCGCUGUACUCGCACGAGGCAGACAAGGGCGCGCCGGGCUUCUUCAGCGACUCGAUGCCCACCCUUGGCCGGCAUGCGUUCCUGUCCGCCUUCCGCGAGCACGACGAGUCGCAGGUGCUGUCGGACCGCACGCUGCUGCGCAUCUUCUCAUCAGUGCGCUCCGACCCCAUCGCGCAGGCGCUCGCCGCCGACGAGCCGGGCCCGCGUCACGUCAUCCGCAUCGACGGUGGCGCUGGGCUGCCGUCGAAGCUCGUCUACGGCCAGACGAGCGCACCAGUCAGCUUGUCGAUCCCGGCACCCGACCCGGACUUCGCCCUGCGGCUCUACGGCCAGGACAUCGUCUUCGAACCACCCGUCUUGUCUUUCGACAAGAGCACGACGCAGACAUUCACGAUGACGAGCCGCGCCCUCGGCGCCAAGACGGCCGUCUUUGUCCGCGCGGGCCGCAACGCUCGGUACUACUUCGAGGCGACUGCCGGCUCGCUCAGCUCACUGCCUGUUUCCGCGAGCAUGACGGUGGAGCGCGCAUUCAUGCAGAACUGCUUCACCAUCACACUGCCCGGCGUCGAUGCGAGCGCCACCAAGCGCCGCUACAUGUUCAGCGUCGACGACGAGGCAAGCCGGCACGUCUGGACGCGCAAGCUCGUCAAGGCUAUCGAGCAGACCGUCGCCCGUCGCAAGCUCCUUGCCGACGAGAUCGCAGAGGAGCGCGCCUCUCGCAAGCCCAGUGCCGGCCUGGGUCCCGCAGCCACUCGCAAGGCCGCCAAUGCGCUGGCCCUGCACGUGCUGCGUGAGACGCUCAUUGCACCCGAGCAGCCCGCGCAAGCGGCCGGCGCGACGUCGCCGAAGGGCACCAAUGCCUCUCUCCAGCGCAGCGCCAGCAGCGCCGUCGCUGCAGGCCCCCGCUCUGGCUUUCCGCCGCUCGCUCGUUCGGCUGGUGCCGCGAGCAACGGCUUCGGUGCGCAGGAGGGCAGCAGCAGCCUGCAGCGUGCGCCGUCCGACUCGCGCGUCGCCUCUUCGCGCAUCACUGCCUACGGCGCCAAUGCGCCCUCUGCAAGCGCCCUGGAGCGCAACCAGUCGGUCAGCCGACACUACUACGCCGGCGCCGGCCGCACCGAGCGCGAGCUGCUGCCGUCGGGCGCCGCGUCGGCGGCGCUGCCUGCGCUGCUGGAGCGCAGCUCGAGCGGCCACGCCGAGGACACGCCGCCUCCGCCGCCGCCGCCGAAGGAGAGGCGUGGCGCUGCGCCGCCGAGCUCGCCUCUCACUCCCGUCCCGGGCGCUCCGCUGCCCGGCACCGCCAUUGUCGUGACGUGCACGCAGAACAGCCUGCUGCCGCUGCUGCUCUCGCUGCGCGCCGAGUGAGGCGCGUCCGGCGGCACACCAUCUUCCCACCUCGCGAUGCCUUUCUGCCCUCUUCUCUUCCCUGGCCACCCUCGUCACAUCAUCAUCCAUCUCGUGCAUCUCUUCUCUUCCCAACCCCAUCAUCCUGUCCCGGCCUGCCCGCACCAUUUACGCACACCUGACGACGCCCCAGACGCCUGCGCCCGCGCCUGCUGCAAUUAUGACCCUCGGCCC